This is a messenger RNA of Dicentrarchus labrax (European seabass), 1994 nucleotides long. RefSeq names its product Fas apoptotic inhibitory molecule a (gene faima). The transcript is spliced from 5 exons. Lineage: Eukaryota; Metazoa; Chordata; Actinopteri; Moronidae. The record is from RefSeq and is a predicted model, not a curated record. The coding region runs from base 170 to 712 and encodes 180 amino acids. Gene Ontology annotation, biological process: positive regulation of neurogenesis; negative regulation of extrinsic apoptotic signaling pathway via death domain receptors; canonical NF-kappaB signal transduction.
GGCGUAUAUCAUGUUACCAUAGUAACAGCAUAGUCACAGCUCGUCUGUUGACUUUCUCUGCGGUGGCUAACUUACCCGUGAGUAAACUUCAUUAAAGUGGCCCGCCGGUCAUUUGUCAAGCACUGAGCUGGGGCGCUUACUUCGGGACCAUUAAAAGCAGGGUCUGAAGAUGUCGAAUGAUCUUGCUGGUGUGUGGGAGGUGGCACUGAGUGAUGGUGUCCACAGGAUAGAGUUUGAACAUGGCACGACCACCGGAAAGAGGGUCAUCUUCGUUGAUGGAAAGGAGGUAGUGAGACGGGACUGGAUGUUCAAACUUGUGGGGAAGGAGACUUUCAGUGUGGGCAGAUCAGACACCAAAGCAACCAUCAACAUUGAUGCAGUCAGUGGUUUUGCCUAUGAGUACACCUUGGAGAUCAAUGGGAAGAGCUUGAAGAAGUACAUGGAGAACAGAUCAAAGGUCACCAGCACCUGGGUUCUCAACUUGGAUGGCAUUGACUGCAGGGUGGUCCUGGAGAAAGACACAAUGGAUGUUUGGUGUAAUGGACAAAAGAUUGAGACUGCAGGGGAGUUCGUGGACGACGGCACAGAAACACAUUUCACACUAGCGGACCACAACUGCUGCGUGAAGGCCGUCAGCAGCGGGAAGAGACGAGACGGGAUCAUCCACACGCUGCUCGUGGAUGGCACAGAGAUAGCUGAAUGCACAGAGUGACCGUGUGUGUGCGUGUUUUUACAUUUGUGUGAAAGCAGAGAUCUCGUUUGUACGUGUGACUCUUGGUAUCUGUGAAGAGUAGAAAAAAAAAGUCAUUUAAAGCUAUUGGGAGUCAGGGACCAACUGACAAAAAUAUGCGCUCCAGAGUUUGGAUGGCCAUACUCUGGAGGGUAUAUUAGCCAUACAUCGGUACUGUAAAGGUUGCCCUGUGUUAAUAUAGUACAAGUUGAAGACGGGACCUGCAGUCUGGGCAGUUUUAGAGGAGAGGGUACAGCCAUACAUUUCAGCCAGAAAAAGGGAUUUACUGUCUCAAAAUGUAACUUCACAUUGAAACACUUUUUUGAGUCGUAAACUUGUACUUUAUAUUGAUUAUAAAUACUAUAAAUUGUAGUACUGUUAUCAAUAUUGGAGUCCAGAUGUGCCAUAUGUAUCUGCAGCUGGUGUUCUCUUAGAGACGUUCUGUACCUAUUGUGAUUUUGUAGAAAACAACCACUUUAUAAAUAACACAAACCCCAGACUUCUUGUCCCCCUGCUCUUCUGUUGUAUGUUUAAAUGUUGCGCAAUAGGAGGAUCAAAUACCAGGGUACAAGAUUAUUCCUUGAAUGUAGCCUCAUUCCAGCGUGCACUGCUCAGGAGUGUCUUUGUUUAGUCUGACGUUGACGUGUUAAAUGGUCUGUGUAUGGUUGGUUCAGCCAGUUGAUCUUACAUUCAUAUGUAAUUAGCUUUUAGCAGACUGCUGUAAUGUGUCAAAACAUCCUUGUCUACAAUUUAACGGUAGUAACAAUUUCACAGACAAUCAUACAGAUGUGACAUUAUUGCCAGUAAUUGUAUAGAAAUCGUAUAAACAGCGGAAGUGAAUCACCUGCUGAUAUCCAAAAAUACUUUGGAGACUUCCUGUUGUCCUCAGAGAUGUGUGGGGUUCUGUUGUGCUGUAAAAUUAUAAGUCUUGUUUUCUAUGUAAAGGCUAGAUUUUGUGGUUACACACAAUUUAAGAUAAACAUUUUUAUAAAGUCCUGGUUGGAAAUUAAAACAUUGAAAAUGUAUCCAUCUCAAGGCAUUUACUAAUUUAAUAUUUAAUAACAGUUUUGUGUUUUUUCAAUUCAAGGUCUCCAUGACAACAGAGUAAACUUUAUCCACUGAGAUGCAGCUGAAAGCUCUGGUAAAUUCUACUGAAUGGACCUUUUUUGUCAAACAAUUUCCAAGGUCAAGGAUAAACUUUCGUGCUCAAUAGACUGUGAUUUCUAACAUUUGUGUUGUUGUAUCAUUAAAAAUAUGUCUUAUA